GUUGAGUGUAGUUGAAGUUUGAAGACGUUGAAAGGUUUAAUAGUUAUUUUAUUCUAUAAAUAUACAAUUUUGUACAAUCUGAUUGAAAUUGGUACUUAUAAAGGCAAAAUUGAACAAACGCUACAGUCUCACUACGAAUUUUUUUCCAAAGUAGUAGACAAACGUGAAGUCCGCCAAUUACCGGAUCUUUAAUCUUGUAGCGAAGUCAGCUGGAACGGCAGUGUAGUUAGUGGCUACAGUAACUGAAAUAUAAAUAGAUAUUUUAGACAAACGUGUUUAUAAAUACGGUGAAAGUGUCCAAAUGGCUCUUAAUAUUUUUAAUAAACUCAAGAAGUUUUUCGGAAGUGGUUUGAGCAAUAAUAAUGAUGAUCUGGAUAGAUCACGUAAGCGUAGCUCAGACAGUCCAGUCACAGGUGCUAGUCUCGUGAAAUAUAGGAUGGUUAAUAAUACAAAUUCAGAAUUUGUGAGUGAUACAUCUGACGGCAUUGAACAGGAUUUGUCAACAAAUACUGAAACGGUCUCUCCCCUGCCGUCAUCAUCAUUUAAUCACCGUGAAAAAUAUGCGGAAUUACUGCAGACGUUAGCAAUUAAUUGCGAUACAUCACAGUAUGCGCCAUCUACAUCGAAGAAUGUUAAUUGUAGUUCUCAAAAAGCACCACAACAUAGUCUCUGUUCGGAGAGAGUCAACACUACAGCACACUACAACGCUCCACUUUCAGAUUGUUCAGUAGAUCUUGAUGAAGGCAGUGAUGAAUGCAAAGUACUAACAAAGUCUGAACAAGCGGUUAUAUCACAAAGCAAUGAAAUAAAGGAAGUUGAUGAAAUUUGUUUGAAUGAUAAUAGCUCUGCAGAUGAAAUGGAAUUGCCAAAGGUUACACCAGUUAAAUCGCUAAUGGAGCGUUUUGGACUUUCAUGCUACCUUAACAAAGAUUGGUUAAAAGAUUUUGACAUCACCUAUUGGAAAAAAAAGGACAACGAAGUUAAGUCAACAGUUGAGGAAAAAAUUGUCAUUGAUGAAAACAAAAUGUUUGAAUUGAAUGAUCAGCACCACGAACUGAUUAAGCGAGUUUUGGAAUCACCACCAGAUCAGGUAUAUUCAAUAAACUUAUUUAGCUUUAUAUCAUUUCAAUACCGAAAUUUUAGGUGCAUAUUAACAAAUUCAAUCUUAACGUUACAACUAGAGACUUGCGCACCUUAA
Molecule: messenger RNA, 1198 nt
Organism: Teleopsis dalmanni
Lineage: Eukaryota; Metazoa; Arthropoda; Insecta; Diptera; Diopsidae
Exons: 5
Coding region: 302-1198 (298 amino acids)
Source: RefSeq, a predicted model, not a curated record